Molecule: messenger RNA, 781 nt
Organism: Enhydra lutris kenyoni (northern sea otter)
Lineage: Eukaryota; Metazoa; Chordata; Mammalia; Carnivora; Mustelidae
Product: defective in cullin neddylation 1 domain containing 2
Exons: 6
Coding region: 72-707 (211 amino acids)
Biological process (GO): protein neddylation; positive regulation of ubiquitin-protein transferase activity
Cellular component (GO): ubiquitin ligase complex
Molecular function (GO): ubiquitin conjugating enzyme binding; cullin family protein binding; ubiquitin-like protein binding
Source: RefSeq, a predicted model, not a curated record
AGGAUGAGCGGAAAGCAGACGUGGCCGCAGACGACUUCUUGCCGAACCCAGACGCUUGCCUCCAGGCACCCAUGAGAAGCGGGGUGGACAGGAAGAAGCUGGAGCAGCUGUAUGACAGGUACAAAGACCCACAAGAUGAAAAUAAAAUUGGAAUUGACGGGAUUCAACAGUUUUGUGAUGACCUGAGCCUAGAUCCUGCCAGUGUCAGCGUUUUGGUCAUAGCCUGGAGGUUCGGGGCGGCGACACAGUGCGAAUUUAGCAAAAAGGAGUUUGUGGCUGGUAUGACAGAGCUUGGGUGCGACAGCACGGAGAAGCUGCGGGCCCUUCUGCCAAGACUGGAGCAGGAGCUGAAGGAUCCAGUGAAGUUCAAGGACUUUUACCAGUUUACCUUUUUCUUCGCUAAGAACCCCGGGCAGAAGGGUUUAGAUUUAGAAAUGGCUGUUGCAUACUGGAAUUUAGUAUUACCUGGGAGGUUUAAAUUUUUAGAUCUCUGGAACUCCUUCUUACUGUUCCAGAUUCAUCCGGAAGCCUCCACUGUCCCUAACGUCCAGCAGCGCGUGUGGUGCGGCUCGGUCCGCGCCAGACUGCAGACCAGGCCAACUGGACGGUCAGACUCCGGAGGGUCAGGAGCGUGGCCUGUCCUCAUCGAUGAUUUCGUGGAGUACGCGGGGCCGGUUGUCACGGGCACCAAGCGCAGCCCCUUCUAGGCAGAAGAUGAGGAUGUGUCGAGAUGCCGAGAGGAGGUGCCUCCCGCACAGGGACGCUUCGCCGAUCAGUGUGC